GCAGCGAGCGUUGACGAAAAGUGGUCGUGAUUCCUAAAAUUCUUGAAAAUCUAAAAUAAUAGAAUAUUUGUAAUUUGCACAAAAUGGAUAUAAAAUCAUUUUUAUUUUCAUAUUGUGCAAAGAACCAGACCGAACCCAAGUUCGAAGUGCGUCCAACUGGACCCAAACAUCGUCAGCGUUUUUUGUGUGAAGUACGCGUUGAUUCGUUUAGUUAUGUAGCGGUGGGUAACUCCACCAACAAGAAGGAUGCGGAGAAGAAUGCAUCACGCGACUUUGUUAAUUAUUUGGUGCGUGAGGGCAAAUUGAAUCCCAAGGAUGUGCCCGUGGAUGCGACUGCACCACAGGGUGACUCGUCGGGCGGACGUGCUGGUAACUAUGCUACUGGUGCUGGCGGUGCUGCUGGUGUCCAGCAACGUCGUGUGUUUGGCGGUGCAUCCGGUCCCCAAGAUCUGGGCGAGGCUUACCGCCCACUGAAUCAUCAGUUAGGUGGACGCGAGCGCUUCAACUUGAUUGAUCAUGUGCAGGAGCAGAAGGACAUGAAUGAGGCGGAAUCGAUUGAUAUGAAUGCCGCCAUCCAUGGCAACUGGACCAUUGAGAAUGCCAAGGAUCGCUUGAACAUCUACAAGCAAUCGAAUAACAUACGCGAUGAUUACAAAUACACUCCCGUCGGUCCCGAUCAUGCCAGGAGCUUCAUGGCAGAGCUGUCGAUUUAUGUGCCGGCAUUGAAGCGCAAGGUGACAGCCCGUGAGACGGGAUCGAAUAAGAAAUCAGCUAGCAAAUCUUGUGCUUUAUCCUUGGUGCGUCAGUUGUUCCAUUUGAAGGUCAUAGAGGCAUACAGUGGCACCCUCAAGAAGAAAUCGGAUGAGAACAUGAAACCGUAUGCGGUUAAGAUCGAGGAACGUCAUAUUAAUAGCUUGGAUGAGGUCAUUAAAGCAUUGGAUUUGCCAGUGGUUAAUCCCAGUAACAUUAAAAUGGAAAAGGAUGGAGUACCCAUAUCAUUGAUUGUUAAUCCGAAUCGCUCCGAUGUCCAGGUGGAGGGAGAUGGACGUCAGGAGAGCGCCGCUGUCAUACCGUGGGCACCACCACAGCCCAACUGGAAUGCCUGGCAUGCCUGCAACAUUGAUGAGGGCGACUUGGCCACCAAAUCCAUCGAUAGCCUGUCCAUGGACUAUGAGCGUGAAUUGCUGAAUCGUCGCCAGAACGAUGCCGAAUAUCGACAGUUUUUGGAAUUUCGCGAUAAGCUGCCAAUUGCCGCAAUGCGCUCCGAGAUCAUGACUGCCAUCAAUGAGAAUCCCGUAGUCAUCAUACGUGGCAAUACGGGCUGCGGCAAGACCACACAGAUUGCCCAGUACAUUCUGGAUGAUUAUAUCUCAGCGGGACAAGGUGGCUAUGCCAACAUCUAUGUCACCCAACCCCGUCGCAUUUCGGCCAUCUCCGUGGCGGAACGUGUGGCCCGCGAACGCUGCGAGUCUCUAGGGGAAACAGUUGGUUACUCUGUGCGCUUUGAGUCCGUGUUUCCACGUCCAUAUGGCUCCAUAUUGUUCUGCACCGUGGGCGUGUUGUUGCGCAAACUGGAGGCGGGUCUUCGUGGCAUUUCCCACAUCAUUGUGGACGAGAUUCACGAGCGUGAUGUGAACAGCGACUUCCUAUUGGUCAUCUUGCGUGACAUGGUCGCUACUUAUCCGGAAUUGCACAUAAUUCUGAUGUCUGCUACCAUUGAUACAACACUCUUCUCCAACUACUUUAACGGUUGUCCGGUGUUGGAGGUGCCUGGACGCGGUUUUCCAGUGCAGCAGUUCUUCCUGGAGGACAUCAUACAGAUGACACAGUUUGUGCCCACGGCAGAGUCACGUCGCAAGCGCAAGGAGGCGGAUGAUGAGGAGGAACAGCUGCUCAAUGAUCCCAAGGAGGAGGGUGAACAGAAUCUGAACAAGGUGUGUGGCGAGAAGUAUUCGGAGCAGACUCGCACUGCCAUGGCCAUGUUAUCCGAAUCGGAUGUCAGCUUUGAGCUACUCGAAUCCCUGUUGAUGCACAUCAAAUCCAAGAAUAUACCCGGUGCCAUCUUGGUCUUCUUGCCCGGCUGGAAUCUGAUCUUUGCCCUGAUGAAGUACUUGCAAAGCUCUGCCAGCUUUGGCAAUCCCAGCUAUCGCAUCUUGCCCUGUCAUUCGCAGAUUCCACGCGACGAUCAGCGUAAAGUGUUUGAACCCGUGCCCGAUGGCGUUACCAAGAUCAUAUUGUCCACCAACAUUGCGGAGACUUCGAUUACCAUCGAUGACAUUGUGUUUGUCGUGGACAUUUGCAAGGCGCGCAUGAAGCUCUUCACAUCCCACAACAAUUUGACCAGCUAUGCCACCGUCUGGGCCAGUAAAACCAAUCUGGAGCAGCGCAAGGGUCGUGCGGGUCGUGUGCGUCCGGGAUUCUGUUUUACGCUCUGCUCCCGUGCACGCUUCGAGCAGCUGGAGGAGAAUCUGACGCCGGAAAUGUUCCGCACACCGCUGCACGAGAUUGCUUUGACCGUGAAACUGUUGCGUCUGGGAGCCAUACAUCAUUUUCUGUCCAAGGCGCUGGAGCCACCACCCGUGGACGCGGUCAUCGAGGCGGAGGUGCUGCUGCGUGAGAUGCGCUGCCUGGACGGCAAUGAUAACCUGACGCCGUUGGGUCGUCUGCUCGCACGGCUGCCCAUUGAGCCGCGUCUGGGCAAGAUGAUGGUGCUGGGUGCGGUGUUUGGUUGCGCUGAUCUGGUGGCCAGCAUGGCCUCCUACUCCAGCACCUUCUCGGAGGUGUUUGCCCUGGACAUUGGACAGCGCCGUUUGGCCAAUCAUCAGAAGGCGCUCAGUGGACGCAAGUGCUCGGAUCAUGUGGCCAUGAUUGUCGCCUCCCAGAUGUGGCACAGCGCCAAGGCACGCGGCAGCAUGGAGGAGGCACGCUUCUGUGACUGGAAGGGUCUGCAAAUGUCCACAAUGAAUGUGAUGUACGAUGCCAAGAUGCAGCUGCUCGAUCUGCUGCAGCAGGCUGGCUUCCCGGAGGAGUGCAUGCUGCCAUAUAAGGUGGACGCCAACUCGGAUGAUCCCAUGCUCGACAUCUCACUGGCUCUGCUCUGUCUGGGCCUCUAUCCGAACAUCUGUGUGCACAAGGAGAAGCGCAAGGUGCUGACCACCGAAUCCAAGGCUGCUCUGAUCCACAAGACAUCGGUGAAUUGCAGCAAUCUUGGCGUAUCCUUCCAAUAUCCAUUCUUUGUCUUUGGCGAGAAGAUACGCACACGUGCCGUCUCCUGCAAGCAAAUGUCCAUGGUGUCGCCACUGCAGGUGAUGAUCUUUGGCUGCCGUAAGAUUGAUCUGGGUCCCAAUAAUACUGUGCGCGUGGAUAACUGGUUGAAUUUCGAUAUGGAUCCGGAGCAUGCGGCUAAGAUUGGUGCUUUAAAGCCAGCUCUGGAGGAUCUGAUAACGCUGGCCUGUGACAAUCCUGGCAGUGUCCUGCAACUGGAUGAACCCAAUGAGAAGCUGGUGCGUGUUAUAAGAGAUCUCUGCGUGCAGAAUGCGGGUGAUUAUCAGUUGCAGCGUAAUGUUGGCAUACUGCCACAUAUGUCUCGCCAAGGCAACGCUGAAGGAGGAAGAGGAGGAGGCGGCGGCGGAGGAGGACCACCAAAGCGUGCUCGCUAUGAUGCGGGCGGUGGUGGCGGCGGCGGUUUUGGCGGAAGAGGCGGCGGUUUUGGUAAUAACUAUGCUGAUGGAGGCGGCAGAGGAGGCUAUGGCAAUCAAGGUGGCGGCGCUGGAGGAGGCGGAGGCUAUGGGAAUCGCGGAGGCAACGGCUAUGGUCGUGGAGGAGCUGCUGGAGGCGGAUUCGCAGGCGGUUUUGGAGGCAAUUACAGAAAUGGAGGCAACAACAGCAGCUUUAACGAUGGUGGUAAUAGCAGCUUUGGCGAUGAGGAUGGCAACAACAGCCACUACGGACCUGGUGGCGGCGGAGGAGCUGGAGGCAACUGGGGACGUUUUUCCAAUCGCUUUGAGCAACGACGCUUUUAAAUAAUUUUAAAAAAUACGUUAUUAUUGUCAUACAUAAGUGUACACUUAAUUAUUAAAUAAAUAUGCUACGAUUAGAUUCGUAUUUUCUACAUAUA
Messenger RNA from Drosophila innubila, 4117 nucleotides. RefSeq names its product dosage compensation regulator (gene mle). The record is from RefSeq and is a predicted model, not a curated record. Gene Ontology annotation, cellular component: nucleolus; ribonucleoprotein complex; intracellular anatomical structure. Gene Ontology annotation, molecular function: 3'-5' DNA/RNA helicase activity; double-stranded RNA binding; ATP binding. The coding region runs from base 84 to 4022 and encodes 1312 amino acids. Lineage: Eukaryota; Metazoa; Arthropoda; Insecta; Diptera; Drosophilidae. Gene Ontology annotation, biological process: positive regulation of transcription by RNA polymerase II; regulation of mRNA processing. The transcript is spliced from 5 exons.